AUGAAAAGGCAAAACCAGAGCUCUGUAGUUGAAUUCGUCCUCUUGGGUUUUUCUAAUUUUCCUGAACUCCAGGAGCUGAUCUUUGGGGUUUUCUUGGUUAUUUAUCUGGUGACACUUAUGGGAAAUAUGAUCAUUAUUAGUGUCAUCUUCCUGGACCAGAGCCUUCAGGUUCCCAUGUACCUGUUCCUUCAGAACUUAUCCAUAGUGGAAGUGAGUUUCAGUGCAGUUAUUAUGCCUAAAAUGCUGGUGGUUCUUUCCUCGGAUAAAGCGACUAUUUCUUUUGCUGGCUGUUUUGCACAGAUGUAUUUCAUUCUUCUUUUUGGUGGGACUGAAUGCUUUCUUCUGGGGGCAAUGGCUUUUGACCGGUUUGUUGCAAUCUGCUAUCCUCUUAACUAUCCAAUGAUUAUGACCAAAAUGCUCUUUAUGAAGUUAGUAAUGUUCUCAUGGAUUUCAUGGAUCCUGGAGGCUACUGUACAAACCACAUGGGUAUUUAGUUUCCCCUUUUGUGGUUCCAAUGAAAUUAAUCAUCUUUCCUGUGAAACUCCCCCAGUGCUAGAGCUUGCAUGUGCAGACACCUCAUUCUUUGAAAUCUAUGAAUUCACAGGCACCAUUUUAAUUGUUAUGGUUCCUUUCCUGCUGAUACUCUUGUCCUACAUUCGAAUUAUCUUUGCCAUCCUGAAGAUGCCAUCCACCACUGGGAGACAAAAGGCCUUUUCCACCUGUGCCUCCCAUCUCACAUCUGUGAUCCUGUUCUAUGGCACAGCCAAUAUGACGUAUUUACAACCCAAAUCUGGCUACUCCCCAGAAACCAAGAAACUGAUGUCACUGUCUUAUACUUUGCUCACUCCUCUGCUGAAUCCACUGAUCUACAGUUUGAGAAACAAUGAGAUGAAAAAAGCCUUGAUGAAACAGUGGCGAAGAAAAGUGAUUUCACGUACAGUGUGA
Molecule: messenger RNA, 945 nt
Organism: Chrysochloris asiatica (Cape golden mole)
Lineage: Eukaryota; Metazoa; Chordata; Mammalia; Afrosoricida; Chrysochloridae
Product: olfactory receptor 10A3-like
Exons: 1
Coding region: 1-945 (314 amino acids)
Biological process (GO): G protein-coupled receptor signaling pathway
Cellular component (GO): membrane
Molecular function (GO): G protein-coupled receptor activity; olfactory receptor activity
Source: RefSeq, a predicted model, not a curated record